CUCCUCCGAGCCACGAUGCAGGGGAGGGCGUCGGAUAAAAGCAAGGGAACAAGGGAUGGUCCAAACAAAGCUUGGGCCGCGCUGCCCUCUCGCCUAAAUAAACCUCUCCCCCACGCACUCCCCCACUCCACCACACACCCUCACCAGCUCGCCCGCAGAGUGAGCCGAGGCCGAGAGCAGGAGCGCGAGAGGAAGAAGCAGAGGAGGUCGGGCAAGAUGAUCACGGGCACGGACUUCUACCACGUGAUGACGGCGGUGGUGCCGCUGUACGUGGCCAUGAUCCUCGCCUACGGCUCCGUCAAGUGGUGGGGCAUCUUCACGCCGGACCAGUGCUCCGGGAUCAACCGCUUCGUCGCGCUCUUCGCCGUGCCGCUCCUCUCCUUCCACUUCAUCUCCACCAACAACCCCUACACCAUGAACCUGCGCUUCAUCGCCGCCGACACGCUGCAGAAGCUCAUGAUGCUCGCCAUGCUCACCGCCUGGAGCCACCUCUCCCGCCGCGGCAGCCUCGAGUGGACCAUCACCCUCUUCUCCCUCUCCACGCUCCCCAACACGCUCGUCAUGGGCAUCCCGCUGCUCAAGGGCAUGUACGGCGACUUCUCCGGCAGCCUCAUGGUGCAGAUCGUCGUCCUCCAGUGCAUCAUCUGGUACACCCUCAUGCUCUUCAUGUUCGAGUACCGCGGCGCCCGCAUGCUCAUCACCGAGCAGUUCCCCGACACCGCCGGCGCCAUCGCCUCCAUCGUCGUCGACCCGGACGUCGUCUCGCUCGACGGCCGGAGUAACGCCAUCGAGACGGAGGCUGAGGUCAAGGAGGACGGCAAGAUUCACGUCACCGUCCGCCGCUCCAGCGCCUCCCGCUCCGACAUCUACUCCAGGCGCUCCAUGGGCUUCUCCAGCACCACGCCGCGCCCCAGCAACCUCACCAACGCCGAGAUCUACUCGCUGCAGUCGUCGCGGAACCCCACGCCCAGGGGCUCCAGCUUCAACCACACCGACUUCUACUCCAUGGUCGGCCGCAGCUCCAACUUCGGCGCCGCCGACGCGUACGGCAUCCGCACCGGCGCCACGCCGCGCCCGUCCAACUACGAGGAGGACGCGCCCAAGCCCAAGCACCCGGCGCCCGGGGCGGGGCACUACCCGGCGCCCAACCCGGCCGUGGCCGCGGCGCCCAAGGGGCCCAAGAAGCCGGCCGCCAACGGGCAGGCCAAGGGCGAGGACCUCCACAUGUUCGUCUGGAGCUCCAGCGCGUCGCCGGUGUCGGACGUCUUCGGCGGCGGCGCGCCGGACUACAACGACGCGGCGGCCGCCAAGUCCCCCCGCAAAAUGGACGGAGCCAAGGAGAGGGAUGACUACAACGUGGAGCGAGACGACUUCAGCUUCGGGAACAGGGGCGCGCUGGACCGGGACGCGGAGGCCGGCGACGAGAAGGCCAUGACGGCGGACCCGAACAAUGCGAUGGGCGCGGGGCCGACGGCGAUGCCGCCGACGAGCGUGAUGACGCGGCUGAUCCUGAUCAUGGUGUGGCGCAAGCUCAUCCGCAACCCCAACACCUACUCCAGCCUCAUCGGCCUCAUCUGGUCGCUCGUCUGCUUCAGGUGGAACUUCACGAUGCCGGCAAUCGUCCUGGGAUCCAUCUCCAUCCUGUCGGAUGCGGGGCUAGGAAUGGCCAUGUUCAGCCUCGGUCUGUUCAUGGCGCUGCAGCCGCGGAUCAUCGCGUGCGGGAACAAGGUGGCGACGUACGCCAUGGCGGUGCGGUUCCUCGCCGGGCCGGCCGUCAUGACCGCCGCCUCCUUCGCCGUGGGCCUCCGCGGCACGCUCCUGCACGUCGCCAUCGUCCAGGCCGCGCUGCCGCAGGGCAUUGUCCCCUUCGUCUUCGCCAAGGAGUACAGCGUGCACCCCGACAUCCUCAGCACGGCGGUCAUAUUCGGCAUGCUCAUCGCCCUGCCCAUCACGCUCGUCUACUACAUCCUGCUCGGCCUGUGAGCGGGCGCCGCAUGUAAAGAUCCGUCGCUUCGCUACCGCAGGCUCAGGAGCGGCAGAGGAGGAGGAGGACGCGUGCUUGGAGCACGAGGGGGGCUCUUCAUUUUUCUUCCCCUCUCUCUCUCUAGAGCAGCAGGAUAAUGGCGGCGCUCCUAGCUAGGUAGGACAAUGGCGAGAGUUGAUCAACGACACUCAGAAGGGCACGGGAAGAAGAAAGUGCAAGUACAGAGAAGCUUGGGCGGGGGGCAGGGGUCGGGUUCAGGUCGCGGAAUGGCUGGGUUGUGAAAGCGGUUUGCGAGUUUUGGUGCCUGACCCCUGUAAAAUGGAUGCCGUUCUGAUAGUAACUGACCUUGAUUGUGUUGUUCAUUGAUUUCA
Molecule: messenger RNA, 2355 nt
Organism: Triticum urartu
Lineage: Eukaryota; Viridiplantae; Streptophyta; Magnoliopsida; Poales; Poaceae
Product: auxin efflux carrier component 1a
Biological process (GO): auxin export across the plasma membrane; auxin polar transport
Cellular component (GO): endoplasmic reticulum; plasma membrane
Molecular function (GO): auxin efflux transmembrane transporter activity
Source: RefSeq, a predicted model, not a curated record